Molecule: messenger RNA, 1215 nt
Organism: Striga hermonthica
Lineage: Eukaryota; Viridiplantae; Streptophyta; Magnoliopsida; Lamiales; Orobanchaceae
Source: the annotation of a GenBank genome assembly
AUGAAUACACAGCAGAGGAGUGGAUCGGGUCCUUCUGUUCAGAGCCCUCGAUCGCCGUCCUCGCAGUCUCCAUAUUUGACUGUAUCAGUAUCGGAUCCGGCUAAAAUGGGCAAUGGAGUCCAGGCUUACAUUUCGUACAAAGUUAUUACUAAGACAAACUUUCCAGAAUAUGAUGGCUCUGAAAAAAUUGUUAUCCGGAGGUACAGUGAUUUUGUUUGGUUAAGAGAUCGUCUUUUUGAAAAGUACAAGGGUAUCUUCAUCCCCCCUCUUCCAGAGAAGAGCACUGUGGAGAAGUUCAGAUUUAGUGCUGAAUUCAUUGAGAUGAGGCGCCAAGCACUGGAUGUUUUUGUCAACCGGAUAGCUUCACAUCAUGAACUUCAGAAAAGUGAUGAUUUUAGAAUAUUCUUGCAAGCUGACGAACAGACAAUGGAUAGAGCAAGAUUCCAGGAAACUGGUAUUUUCAAGAAGAAGCCGGCAGAUUUGAUGCAAAUUUUCAAGGACGUACAGUCCAAAGUAAGUGAUGUUGUUCUUGGGAAGGAAAAACCAGUUGAAGAAUCAAGCCCGGAGUUUGAAAAGUUAAGGAAUUACAUUUUUCAGCUCGAAGAUCACCUGGCUGAAGCGCAGAAGCAUGCUUACCGUCUCGUGAAGAGACACAGGGAACUGGGACAAUCUUUAUCAGACUUCGGCAAGGCAGUCAAGCUGCUAGCCAACUGUGAAGGAAAUGCUCUUGGAAAGGCAUUUUCUGAGCUUGGUGCAAAAUCAGAGUUAUUGUCAAUUAAGCUGCAAAAAGAGGCUCACCACCUCCUGAUGAAUUUUGAAGAACCUCUAAAAGAUUAUGUUCGGGCAGUGCAAUCUAUAAAGGCAACGAUGGGUGAGAGAGCAAAUGCGUUCAAGCAUCAUUAUGAACUGGCUGAAGCAAUCAAAUUCAAGGAAAUCGACAUGAAUAAGCUCAGAUUAACACGAUCGGAAAAAUUGGUCGAAGCGGAGCGUGAAUAUGAAGAGCUAAAAGCUGAUGGGGCUGAGGCAGCCAGGAGAUUUGACAAAAUCGUGAAGUUAAUGAAUGAGGAGACUAUUCGGUUCCAAGAGCAGAAAACACUCGACAUGGGACUGGCCUUCCAUGAAUUCGCCAAGGGUCAGGCACGCCUUGCGAACGAUAUUGCCGAGGCAUGGCGAAGCCUUCUUCCCAAGAUUGAAGCUUGCUCUUCCGCACAGUGA